This is a messenger RNA of Folsomia candida, 1297 nucleotides long. RefSeq names its product lipase member H-A-like. Bases 105 to 1178 code for a protein of 357 amino acids. Gene Ontology annotation, biological process: lipid metabolic process. Gene Ontology annotation, molecular function: lipase activity. The transcript is spliced from 7 exons. The record is from RefSeq and is a predicted model, not a curated record. NCBI's taxonomy places the organism in Eukaryota, Metazoa, Arthropoda, Collembola, Entomobryomorpha, Isotomidae.
AUGAUAUAUUUAUUAUACAGAUAUUGAUAUCAUUUCAGUAAUAAAUCAUGUGUACAUCUGCAUGUAACAUGCAGCAUGUGCCAUGACUGUUCCUUAUGUAGUUCAUGAUCACUCCUGUCAUUCGCGAGGACUGUUUUUGUUGUAUCUGUAAUGAAAUAAUGGAAGGGUCAAUUGUGCAAAAAUGUUAUUUAGUGGCAUUAAUCAUUGCCAUAUUUUUAACAUGUUCAAAUUUGAACUUUUUUGUUCACGCUAUUCCUUAUAUUUCCGAAGAUCCGAAUGAUGUCCAUUUUUAUUUGUACUUGUCAUCCUUUCCUGAUCCCAAUUUCAAGCAAGAGCUUGUUCUUCAUAAUAUUGAUUCUGUAAGACAAAGCGCUUUCCAAGCUGGACAAAAGACAGUCUUUAUUAUACACGGAUUCCGUUCCAGUUAUCUUAGUGAGAUGUCACAAAUUGUGAAAAACGCUUAUCUGUCAUCCCACUUCCACUACAAUUAUAUCGUCGUUGACUGGGAAAAAUUGGGGAAUCCACAACCCCCCGAAUUAACAUCAUCACUUUACUUUCUCGCCGUAAAGAAUGUUCCCAUCGUUGCUCAACGUGUCGCCGAAUUCGUAUCUUGGCUAAAAGAUAGUGGUUUCCUCGUGUUGGACCAAAUUCACAUGGUUGGCCAUUCCCUUGGGGCUCAUGUCUCCGGUCUUGCGGGACGAAACCUUCAAGCUUGGCACAACUCGGAGAAAAUCUUUAGAAUUACAGGCCUGGAUCCUGCCGGUCCUCUAUUUUGGCCACCCGUCCCAGAGAGAAAUUUAGUUAAAGAGGACGCCUCCUUUGUUGACGUUAUCCAUACAAACAUGCAUCAAAGAGGGGACGACACAUACCUCGGAGGAGAUGGACAUGCAGAUUUUUAUCCGAAUGGUGGCGUUACUCAGCCGGGUUGUGCCCUCAAUGAUACCGGACUUCCAAACUUUGAUUUCAAUGAAUAUGGUGUGUGCAGCCACCGUUUCUCGUAUAAACUUUACGUGGCAUCCUUCACCAAGAAUUUUAUCGCCUGUAACUGUUCUCCUUUUGUGGACUUGAUUAUAUUCCACUUUUGCAUCUCUACCUGCCCUCAACCGGUACUUAUGGGGGUGUACUGUCCCACUUCGGCUUCUGGCCAGUAUUACCUGGAAACGACGAACCCACCAUGACCAGCCAAGACAUAUGCGCAUAAAUAUAAUUUUGACCCUGAAUGAAACCAUUUUUCUCUUUGCAUUCAUAUCGCCCCGUAUCAAAACCUUGCUCGAAUUAAAGUUAUGCAGUCCCUGAA